AGAGACAACCUCUGCCAAAGAUUUCUCCAGACUCUGAUUUCUCUUUGAUGAAACGCGCAUUAACGUUAUUAUUUGUGUUCUAUGAUUAACAAUUCAAAAGUUCGAAAUAUUUGAAAUUUUAAAACGUGGUGAAAUUUUAUUUGCUUCACAAAUCAAAUAUAAGUAAAUAAGGAAAUGGAUAAUAAGAGCAUAUGCAAUAAGCGAACAGCUAAUUUCUCCAGCAGUGAAGAAAAAUUGCUCAUUUUCCUAAUCAAAAAGUACGCGCUUGUUAUUAGAAAUAAAAAAACGGACAGCGUAAGCAAUAAAAAAAAAACAGCUGCAUGGGUGGAAAUUGAAAAAGAGUUCAAUGAUGCUGGUGGUGAACCGUACAGAAGUUCAUUGAUUCUGAAAAACAAAUAUUUAAACUUGAAAAAAACGUCUCUACAAAAAUUUGCCGAAGAAAAAAAGCAAACUUACUCUACAGGUGGUGGUCAAUCUGUAAGAGAUAAUGAGAUUGAUGGCAGUAUAGAAGAAAUAAUUGGUAUUCGAAUGACAGGCUCUGUUUCUGAAUUUGAUAACGAUAUCAUAGUUGAAGAUUUAUCUGAUUAUGAAGAAGACAAGAUAAAAAGCCUUAGCAGUACCAAUAGUUUAGAUGAAGGGGAGUCCUUUGUAAUAAAUGCAGAAGAAAGCCAGUGGUCGAUAAACAACAUUGAGAUUCCUAUAGAUGUGAGGAAAAGAGACAUCACAUCGAGGACCGAAUGGUUACAGAAGAAACAGGAUACCCUGACAAUUCAACAGAAAUGUUUAAUCGAUGAGUGCAAUCAGAAAUUGCAGCACCUCCAAGAGAUACACGAUCAGAAACUGAGGCACACUGAGGAGAGCCAUAGGCAGAAAAUUCGAAUGGACCAGGAGGAACAUGACAUGAAAAUGUCGAUAUUGAAAUUGCAAAGGCAGAAGCUAUUAAAUGAAUUAUCUUAAAUAAUUGUUCAUUGUUUUUUCAUUAAAGAAGAAGAACUACUUUCUGUAUGCUCUAUGGUUAAGUAGAUCGACUUUGAACUCUAUGGUUCCCAUAGAGUUCAAUGUAUAUUAUGUUCUGUGUGCUAACCUAUCAGUUAAAUUUUUAUGGACUGAAUGAGAAAAUAAAUAAUCCAAGAUUGAUAAUAACAAUUAUUUAUUUAUACCAACUGAAACUACCAGCCUUGCACAGUGGAGACUGAUACCAAUCUAUCUCUCUUGAAAACUCCACGCAUUAAAAAAAAAAUACAUAAAUACAGUUCUAAAUUUUCACUGGUUUUUUUUACGAGUAGAAAAAUGAAUAUGGGUGAAAUAAAUGAUAAGAGAAGAGGUACAUAUUACGUAUAAUGAGGGAAUAUACAUAUAUAUAAUAUUGAAUUAUAUCAUUGAGUAUUAACCCUUCAAUACUCAAUGUAUUAUAUACAUGUUAUAUGUAAAGUUGGAAAAACAUUUUAUUGAUGAAAACGGAAUUUACUGAUAACUAGAUAACCGAAAUGGAAGAAAGCAGAACGAUUUCCUUAAUUGGGGAAGUCCAUGAAAACCAGUGUUUAUAUGCCUCUUCUACAAAAGAAAUGCCACAAAUCGUAGAUACACUGAUAAAUAACAAUGAAGUGGCUCAUUUAGAGAAGUAUGAAUUCCAUGAAUAUGACAGAGCUGAUAGGCAUUGUGAAAAGGGGUUUAAUAUAAUCUAUAAUGAUGCAAAGUGUGAAGAUAAAUUAGGAGUUGAUGUAUAUGAACAAUUUAUAGAUGAAAAAAAAGUUCACGAAAGAGCAGAGUAUAUAGUUAAGUCUGAAGAAAGUACCUCAAAUUGCUCAGUUAAGGAAAUUGAUGCUAAUCAAUUAUCGUCUGCCUCUUUCAUUGAAGAAAUGCCCAAAAUUUUCGAUCCACCAAUGAUUAAUUCAUCCACUGUAUUUGAAAAUCACAUUCAACAUGAUAACGCUUCUAAUCCGAAAGACAUCAAGAAAGUUCCUAAAAAAUUUGUUCCUUUGAUUGUUGAGGUACACAAGUGUGACUUAUGUGAGUUUGUUACAAAAAGAAAAAGCUACCUUAAAAGGCAUGUUGACGGUGUUCAUUCGAAUAUCAAGAAACAUCAGUGUCAUCUAUGCGAAUAUGUUACCACUAGAAAACAUAACAUCAAGAGACAUGUCAACACUGUUCAUCUGAAUAACAGAAAACACAAGUGUGACCUCUGUGAAUUUGCCUCAGAUGAUACUUCGAAACUUCAACUACACAUAAGGUCUGUUCAUUUGAAAAUUAAGGAACAUAAAUGUGAUUUGUGUGAAUUUAUUACAAGUGAAAAAGGUACUCUUCAGAGGCAUGUCGACAUUGUGCAUUUGAAAAUCAGGAAAUAUAAGUGCCACUUUUGCGACUAUGCCGCAAGUAGGAAAAAUGACCUUCUAAAGCAUAUCGACUCAGUUCAUUUGAAUCUCAGAACAAGUAUUUGUCACUUGUGUGACUAUGCUGCUACUAGUACUAAAACCCUUCAAACGCACAUAAAAUCUAUUCAUUUGCGAAUAAAAGAAUACAAGUGCCAUCUAUGUGAAUAUGCCGCUAAUUUGAAAGCAAACCUUCAAACACAUAUAGAUUCUGUUCAUUUCCAUAUUAAAAAUCAGAAGUGUGAGUUGUGCAAGUAUGUUACAUAUAGAAAAGGGGACCUUAAAAUGCAUGUCAACUCCGUACAUUUGAAUAUCAAGAAACAUAAAUGCCACUUGUGUGAAUUUGCUGCAGUUCGGAAACUUAGACUUGAUAUGCACAUCAAAAAAGUCCAUUUCAAAAUUUAUGACCAAAAGUGUCAACUGUGCGAUUAUAAGACAAAUAAAAAAGAUGACUUGAAGAAACAUAUGAAUUCUGUUCAUAAAAAACAAGAACCACGAGUGUCGUCUACAUGAAUUCGCUGUAAGAAUAGUAACCUUGAAACACCUGUGAAAGUUGUUCAUUCGAAAAUUAUUGUCAAGAAAAAUUAUGUUGGCUCUGUGCCUAUUAUUAAUUUUCUCGAAAUCGAAUUUAUUUUGAAGUUUUCAAUAAAGGAUAAAUGCUU
Messenger RNA from Coccinella septempunctata (seven-spotted ladybird), 3031 nucleotides. RefSeq names its product zinc finger autosomal protein-like. The coding region runs from base 175 to 957 and encodes 260 amino acids. The transcript is spliced from 6 exons. NCBI's taxonomy places the organism in Eukaryota, Metazoa, Arthropoda, Insecta, Coleoptera, Coccinellidae. Gene Ontology annotation, biological process: regulation of transcription by RNA polymerase II. Gene Ontology annotation, molecular function: DNA-binding transcription factor activity, RNA polymerase II-specific; RNA polymerase II transcription regulatory region sequence-specific DNA binding. The record is from RefSeq and is a predicted model, not a curated record.